This is a messenger RNA of Nicrophorus vespilloides, 3481 nucleotides long. RefSeq lists its product as uncharacterized. Lineage: Eukaryota; Metazoa; Arthropoda; Insecta; Coleoptera; Silphidae. The record is from RefSeq and is a predicted model, not a curated record. Gene Ontology annotation, molecular function: microtubule binding; actin filament binding; cytoskeletal adaptor activity. Gene Ontology annotation, cellular component: stress fiber; actin filament; cytoplasm. The transcript has 9 exons. Bases 509 to 2884 code for a protein of 791 amino acids. Gene Ontology annotation, biological process: protein localization to microtubule plus-end; microtubule bundle formation; actin crosslink formation.
UAAACGAUGGUAGUAGAAAACAUAUAGUGUGGAUUACCGAACGAUUGCUGCUGCUGCUGCAGUUUCGUAUCCGUUCGUCGUUUCGCUCGUAGAUAUACGUAACUCGUAUAUAUAGUAGUGAUUUGGUGCGCGUUGCGCGAGUUCAGUUAACGUCGCGCUAUCGGACGACUAGGACUACAGACAGACAGCUUCAACUACGACGGCGAGAAGCAAACACUCGUUCUUCACUCACACUGCUCAGACACCCCCGCACACUGCAAAAUCAAUCAAUCUAUCGUGUGGCUUUCUCAAGAACACUCACAGGGAUUAUACGUACUGCACAACGAAAGAUUUUUCUAAUAAAUUCUGAUGAUGCGAUGUCAGGGAACGCCGGACCGUUUUAUUAGUUAAGUGUUCAUCGAAGACUCGUUAAAAGAAAGAAGCGUAGAAAGGACUGUGCGUUGCAGUAGUUGUUGUUGCUGCUGUCGUUGUUAUUGUUUGUUGUUGUUUUUGUUGAACAUUUCCGAAGAUGUCCGGGGUUCUCUUGGAAUCGAGGCCCUUCAGGCCGUUCAAAUCGAGCGAGGAGUAUCUGUACGCGAUGCGCGAAGAUCUCGCCGAAUGGUUGGACAUGCUCUAUCCGCAUUUGAGGAUCUGCACCGAGAAUUUCAUGGAUAAAUUGGAGACCGGAGUCGCUCUCUGCGAGCAUGCGAAUGCAGUGAAGGUGCAAGCCGCCUCGUACGUGCAGAAGAAGCAGGCCAGGAAGCAACAGCUGAUGAUGAUGUCCAGAUCGGUGACGGGAAGUUUAGCGCAAGCACAGAAUCUCGUCGAAAUCACCGACGUCAAAUAUUUCUCGCAGCCGAAGCCGGGCUCUUUCUUCGCCAGGGAUAACUUGAGCAAUUUCAUCCGCUGGUGCAGAGAGUCGUUGCAGAUUAUCGAGUGUCUCCUCUUCGAAUCCGACGAUCUGAUAAUGCGGAAGAACGAGAAGCACGUGAUUCUGUGCCUCCUGGAGGUGGCGCGACGUGGUGCCAAAUUCGGUAUGUUGGCGCCGAUGCUCGUGCAGAUGGAGAGACAAAUAGACAGGGAAAUCGCGGCGGAUCAGAGGAGGAACGAUUCGAUACAUGCGGACGUUAACGGCGUUCCUGGAUUACGAAUGGAACAGAACGGAGACGACGAGGAGGACGACGAAACCGACAGCGAAAUGGAGGACGAACAACCGGUGAUGGUAUACGGACCGCUUCCGCAGAUCGUCACCAACGACCUGAAGAGUUUAGACGAAAUGGUGAGGGAUCUUGUGGAAAAGUGCACUUGUCCGACGCAGUUUCCGAUGAUCCGGGUGUCCGAAGGAAAGUACCGGAUCGGCGACACCAAAGUCCUCAUCUUUGUCAGGAUCUUGAGGAAUCACGUUAUGGUGAGGGUAGGCGGUGGUUGGGACACUCUUUCGCAUUACUUGGAUAAACACGAUCCGUGCAGAUGUCGGGCACAGCACAGAACGACGCAAGGCGCGAGACUCAUCAGUAAAACCGGAGCUUCGGAUCUCCAAGGCGCUCAGGUCUAUUACGACAGAUCUGCCGGAAAUCAGAACGGAGGAUCUCCGAAUCACAGCAACGGUUUUAGCAAAUCUUCGUUGGGUCCACCGAUGAACGCGAUCAACAGAUCGAGAUCUCGAUCUCCGUCCCGCAUGAGCAACGAUCGUCGCUCGGUCAGUCCGUUUCUGCAGAGGAAGAGUUUGGUGCCACCGGCGAACAGAUCCAGAUCACCGACACCCAAUUACGUCUCGACGCACACGACGAAGCUGUCCACCAGCAGCAGCAGCCCGAAGAAGACGCAAUCCUCCAACUAUUCUCAUCAAUCUCUACCGUACAUUCCUUCGACGACUCAGACCAUUCCAAAGACGACGAGCCGCAACAGCCCGAACCAUCAUCACGUCACUCACAUACAGAUUCCUGCAGACGGCAACAGCAAAUACGGUGCAAACACGACGAUGAAGGCGGAGGCGAGUCUUCAAGUUUCUGGAGACUCGAACACGGAUCACAGCGAUAACGCCUCCGAGGUCUCCGACGAAGGUUACAGGAGUUUGGGCGUCGUCGUCAACGGCGGCGAUAAGAAAAACAGAAACUCGUUGUACAGCCAGAACAGCGCCGAAGACGUAGAAGAAGCAGAACGUCAACUGAGCAACGAUUUCAAGGACGAGUGCGUCGCCGACAGGAAGACGCUUUACGUGCCGUCAGAGGGUGGUCUCCGUUUGGGCAGCGUCGACAGGGAGUUGAGGAGACCCGAAGGUGAAAGACGGUCGCAGCAAUCUGCAGGUCGUCGUCGCAACAGCAUGGACAGUGGCAGAGCGUCGCCGAUGGUGAGGACUCCUUCGAAUCUAGAAAGACCAUCAGCAGCAGCAGCUGCAGGUAGCAGGAGGAACAGUGCAGAGAGGAAGCUUCCAAUUUCUCCAAAGAGAGGAGGUGCGACAGCGAGAUUCGGUGGUGGUGGCAGCAACAGCAGUAACACGUGGAACGGACGGCAGAGAGCGCAACGGCCCAGUCUGAACGUGGACACCUUCACCAACGGCGGACCUUUCUCGAGAAACUCUCCGACUCGGAGCAGCGUCUCCUCUUCGUCGUCCUCGUCGACCGUCCACUACGAUCACAACGGUCGUCGGUUGUCGCAUUCCGCUGCCACUUCGCCGACGAAAUCUUCUUCGUGUCUGAAGGAGGAACUCAUCCGGGAGGUGUCGAAGGCGCACGACAACAAGGACGUCGUCAUAGCCGUCACGAAGCUGCUCAAGAUGUACGGCAGCAUGAAUUCGCUGAACCAGUCCAAACAUCUUCAGGAGGACGUCUUCAAGAAGAGGAAGGACUCGAAACCGGAAAACUUUGUGUCGCGAAUCCCUGCGCCCGUCCUCAAUCGCAUGUAACAGAGCAGAGUGUGCGUUACAUCUCUUUCUCUCUCUCUCUCUCUCUAUAUAUAUAUCGAUGCAUCGUGCAUAGAUCAUAUAUUAUUUUUGUAUCGGGCAGAUUUAGAUUAUUUUUAUUUUGGUAAAAGUCGUCGUUAGCGAUCGAAUACAGAAUAGAUUGAUAUUUUUACAUGUGAAGAACUAUAGCUACUAUAUAGUAAUAGUAAUAAUAACAAUAAUAGAAGUAGCAUAAUUGCAAAAUAGAACAAGAAACAAAACAAAAAACAGUGGCUCGAUUCAGUUUGCAACUUGAUCAAAAUCUAUUUUGCGUUUGUCCUCUUUUUCUCUCGUUACCAGCAAUUGUUUCUUUUUUUUUUGUCUUCAAUUGCAAUCAAAAGAGAGACGACGCAUUUUGAAAAUCUUUUUUUUACUUUUUCAUUAGUAAUUAUUAUUAUAAUUCAUCAAUAUAAAUCGAGGUGCUCUCUCUCUCUAUCUCUCUCUCUAUUCAAUAUACGGUAGCUUCUUUCAUUGCGUUGCGUUGUUGUCGGUCGUCGUACUUCAUUUGUUUGUUUGCGCGCGCCACCCUUGUAUUUGUAUUGUAUCUGUAUUUUAUGCAAC